Molecule: messenger RNA, 1707 nt
Organism: Condylostylus longicornis
Lineage: Eukaryota; Metazoa; Arthropoda; Insecta; Diptera; Dolichopodidae
Product: piggyBac transposable element-derived protein 4-like
Exons: 1
Coding region: 1-1707 (568 amino acids)
Source: RefSeq, a predicted model, not a curated record
AUGCCGAGACGUUCGAAAAUACCUAGACUCUUAGAGGACAUAACCAAUAUAAGAGAAGACCUUUCAGAUACCGAAGAUGAUUUUGAUCCUGCAGAAAAUUCAGGGGAUCAAUCAGAAACAAAAGAUGUGUGUGUUUCCUCAGACAGCAAUAGUGAAGAAGAGAACAUGCUAAAUGUACGUAGGAGGAGAAGAAUUUUGAGAUUGUCGUCAUCUUCGGAUGAAAGUGACUGUCAACAAACUGAAAUUGCAAAUGAUGGAACUGUUUGGACUAAAAUAAAAGCUGGAUCCAAUCCAGGAAGAAGAUCAAUAAAUACUAUAUUCAAAGGAGUAAUUGGACCUACAGGAUAUGCAAAACGUAACAUAGUGAAGGGCACUGUAAGUAGUGCAUUUUUAUUGAUAAUCAAUCGCCAAAUUAUAGAUCAUAUUAGAAUAUGCACAAAAGCAGAAGCUUAUCGAGUUCUUGGUGAAAAAUGGGAUCUAUCUCAAGAAAAGUUUUACGCUUUUCUUGCAAUUUUAUAUGCUCGUGGUGCUUACGAAACUAAAAAUAUAAAAUUAUCGUACUUGUGGUCUGAAAAAUGGGGACCAUCGUUUUUUAGAAACACAAUGAGUAGAAAAGAGUUUACAGAUAUUUUAAGAUUUAUCCGAUUUGAUAAAAAAAAUGAACGGAGUGUAAGAUUGCAAACAGAUAAAUUUGUUUUAAUCUCACACGUUUGGAAUUCCUUCAUUGAAAAUAGCCAGAAUUGUUAUGUACCGGGACCAAACAUUACAAUCGACGAACAAUUAUUCCCAACCAAAGCAAGAUGCCGAUUCACUCAAUACAUGCCAAAUAAACCAAAUAAGUUCGGAAUAAAAUUUUGGUUGGCAUCUGAUCUCCAAACUAAAUAUAUUAUAAAUGGAUUCCCCUAUCUAGGAAAGGACGAAACAAGACAGUCAUCAAUUCCUUUGAGUGAGUUUGUUGUACUGAAAUUAAUUGAACAAUAUGCCGGUGCUGGAAGAAAUGUUACCACUGAUAAUUUUUUUACCAGCAAAUCACUGGCACUAAAAUUAUUGGAAAAACGUACUACAUUGGUUGGAACUAUUCGUGGUAAUAAAAGAGAAUUGCCGGAACUGGCUAAACAAAAAAAGGAUAAUUUACCUAGAUUUUCAUCUCAAAUUUAUAAAACAGAUAACUGUACUUUGACAAUAUAUAAAAGCAAGGCAACCAAAAAAGUACUUCUUCUAAGUACCAAACAUACUUCUGUCUCAAUUGAAAAAAGUAAAAAACAACUGCCUGAAACUAUCGCAUUUUAUAAUAAAACAAAAUGCGGAGUAGAUAUGACGGAUCAAAUGGCCAGAAAGUAUAGUGUAAAAUCAGGAUCUCGAAGAUGGCCUCUUCAAGUGUUUUUUAACAUUCUCGAUUUAGCGGCAAUAAAUGCAUGGGUUUUAUACAAGGAGACAACUGGCGAAAAUAUAUCAAGAAAAGAUUUUCUGUUUCAAUUAGCGGAAGAACUUUCCACAGAGUGUAAAGAUCCAUCUGAACUGCAAAACUUGAAUGACCUCUUCACGACCCCGGAGAUCUGCAAUAUACGAAAAACGUGCCAAAUAGGUUUUUGUAAUGAAAAUAAAACUAUUAAUAUAUGUGCUGGUUGUAAAAAACAUGUUUGUGGGAAAUGCACACUAAAAAAACUAAUUAUAUGUAAAAAAUGUGAUGAUACCAAUAAUAAAUAA